UGUAAGGAAUCCCAGAAUUCCAUCCAAGACCAUAUUGACUCGGGUGACUCAUUUAUCCACCCCAACAAAGACAUAAAGACUUGGACUUUUCUUCUCUUUCUGCUGGUUUUGCCUCAUUUUCAAAGGCCCUAUUUCAAAUUUUGAUGGCUGAAUUUGGUUCUUAAAAUGUUGUCUUAUUUUGAUAUGAAAUUAUUAUUUUAUUUUAUGGGUCUCAUUUAUUUUGGUUGGUAAGCUUUUUCCAGGUCUAGCUGCCGUGUAAGGACUUCCUGUAAAUCAUAUACUGUUGUUUCUUUAGCCUUUUUGAAGUCUCUCUGGGGCUUGUGGACCAACAAUUGAGUCUCAUUUAGAAAUUCCUCUGAGUUGUUCAUUUUUGGUAUUUUUGGGAAAAGCUGCUGCAAAUCUAAAAGCUGCAAAAUCUGACUGGGAGAGAUUUAAGACUGCAUUUUAUUGAGAUUCUCUUCGUCUCCGGAUCUAAAAGUGAGGAAAUUUGUGAAUGUGAGUUGUCGGGGCACUAUGAAGUGUUUCCCAUUCUACAUUGCAGACAAGAAGGAUGAAUCAAGGACUGUAAAGACAACCUCAGUUCAAUCCACUAAUUCGACAUUUACUGAUCAUGAAGUUGGGAGAUCUGGGUCUGAAUUGAAUUCUCAAAAUGUCUCAGGCACCAGUACAGAAUCCAUUGUGAGACCCUUAUUUCCUAGCGUGUCACAAAGACCCAGCAAUCUUAGAGUGUUCACAGUUGCUGAGCUUAAGUCAGCUACCAGGAACUUCAGCCGUUCUGUCAUGCUUGGAGAGGGUGGAUUUGGUUGUGUCUAUAGAGGGUCUAUCAGAAGUGCAGAUGAUCCAACUAGAAGGCUUGAAGUUGCAGUGAAACAGCUUGGUAAAAGAGGGAUGCAG
Jatropha curcas is the source of this 894-nucleotide messenger RNA. The record is from RefSeq and is a predicted model, not a curated record. NCBI's taxonomy places the organism in Eukaryota, Viridiplantae, Streptophyta, Magnoliopsida, Malpighiales, Euphorbiaceae.